UUAUUUAGUUAUUUGUGUGUCAAACCUCAAUUACACAUACUCUAACUCCAUAUUUUUUUAAGUGUCUUUGAGAGUUGAGCCGAGGCAAUUGACUUUGGUACCUUAAAAGCAUAGACCAAUUUCUCAUACUACUAUAUUUUCAAGAGCUGGUACCAAACUAGAAUCUUGCAGGCUGGGUGGUAAGAAUGGGCAGAUCAAAAGAAUCUGAGACUAAAUUUGAUCUUUCCUUGAAGCUAGACACUCAUGAUGAACAUCACUCACAUAGUGAUCAUAAUCAACAAGAUGGUGAAAAUGUUUCACAGAUUAUGAAAGAACCUCGUGUCGAUGAAGCACAAGAUCAUGAAGGAUCAGAUGUUGUUGGAUCUCCCCGCGUCUCCAAGAUUCAGAAAGAUUUCAAGACACAAGAGCUAUCGGCGUUGCAGACAGAAGUGAGGCGAAUGAAAGAAGAAAAUAAGCUGUUGAUGAAGGUGGUAGAGCAAACUUUGAGAGAUUACAAUAAUCUUCAACAGAAGUUCUCCAUCAUUACACAAGAUAACUGUGACAAGGAGCCAAAUUGUUUCCUUUCACUCCAUGGAAAUGGGGGUGAUGCUGAUCAUAUUCGAAAAAGAAAGAGCAGUCCACCAGAGAAGAAUGUUAACUAUGAUGAAGAGAGUGAAUUAGGGUUGUCACUGAGAAUCCAGAGCCAACAAGAGCAAAUUAGAGAAAAGGAUGAUGAAGUAGUACUUGAAGCUGAAGAUGUAGAAAAGGACAAUUGCGAGGAUGACAUAAGGAAAAAGCCUAGUCCGACAGAGAACAAGUUACAACGAGUUGACUUGCGUGGUCUGAUAAACAAUGCUGCUUCUCCUGCUAACAAGAAGGCUAGGGUUUCUGUUCGAGCUAGAUGCGACACCCCCACUAUGAACGAUGGAUGCCAAUGGAGAAAAUAUGGACAGAAGAUUGCGAAAGGAAAUCCUUGCCCACGAGCUUACUAUCGCUGCACUGUAGCUCCUGGUUGCCCAGUUCGAAAACAGGUACAAAGAUGUCUAGAGGACAUGUCAAUACUCAUAACAACCUAUGAAGGAAGCCACAAUCAUCCUCUCCCGGUUGGCGCGACAGCCUUGGCUUCCACAGCAUCAGCAGCAGCCUGUUCAUACAUGUUAGUCGAUAAUAACAACAUCAGCAACAUCUCCACCUUCCACCAACAAUCAAAUUUCCCAUACCACAACAAUAUCAGUUACAAUAGUCCAUCUCCCAAUGCCCUCGAUUACGCUAACAUCACCAAAUUCCCUCAUCAAUUCCUCAUGGCCAGCUCCUCCAACUCCUCACCCCAGUUGCACAAUCCCUGGAUUCCUAGCAACUUGAACAACAUUGUCACUAGUACUAAUAUGCUGCAUCAGUUUCGCGUGCCUCCACUGCAAUCAGACGAUGCCAGUGGAAAAUCGAAAGGUGAUCAAGGGAAGUUGAUGGCUGAAAAUAUGAGUGCAAUCACUUCUGAUCCGAAGUUUAAGGUGGCUGUCGCGGCAGCCAUUUCGUCCCUCAUGAAUAAAGAAAGCCAAGUGAAUAAUUCUCUGCAGCUCCGAAAAGAUGGGGAUCGUAACGGUGGUAACCCUCCGGUUCUGAAUUCAGCAUUUGUGGGGAAGGAGCUUCCUGAGUGAUAGAAAUGUGAUAUACAUAAUCAUACAUUUUUAAAGUUCAUUGAUCAUAAAAACAUAUAUACAUGUAUAGGUACGUGUGUACCAAUUGCAGCCUGUAUAUUAUUGAUUGGCCUCGAA
This is a messenger RNA of Daucus carota subsp. sativus, 1751 nucleotides long. Its product is annotated as probable WRKY transcription factor 9. The record is from RefSeq and is a predicted model, not a curated record. The coding region runs from base 186 to 1634 and encodes 482 amino acids. NCBI's taxonomy places the organism in Eukaryota, Viridiplantae, Streptophyta, Magnoliopsida, Apiales, Apiaceae. Gene Ontology annotation, molecular function: DNA-binding transcription factor activity; sequence-specific DNA binding. The transcript has 5 exons. Gene Ontology annotation, biological process: regulation of DNA-templated transcription.